Gryllus bimaculatus (two-spotted cricket) is the source of this 633-nucleotide messenger RNA. The record is from the annotation of a GenBank genome assembly. NCBI's taxonomy places the organism in Eukaryota, Metazoa, Arthropoda, Insecta, Orthoptera, Gryllidae.
AUGUCCGACUGCGCCUCCGACUCGGGCUCCACCAACGGCAAGGACUCGGGCUGCGAGGUGGAGAAGCCCGACAAGGAGCAGGAGCCGCCCUUCAUCCCGCCCGACGAGGAGCUCACCAACCGCAUCGUGCAGCAGGUCGAGUUCUACUUCUCCGACGUCAACAUCACCAAGGACGCCUUUCUGCUCAAGCACGUCAAACGCAACAAGGAGGGCUACGUCUCGCUCAAGCUCAUCUCCAGCUUCAAGCGCGUCAAGCACCUGGCCAAGGACUGGCGCGUGGUGGCGUUCGCGCUCGCCAAGUCCACCAAGCUCGAGAUCAACGAGCAGGGCACCAAGCUGCGCCGCCUCGACCCGCUGCCGCAGUACGACCAGACCACGCCCUCGCGCACCGUCGUCGCCAUGCACCUGCCGCACGACAAGCCCACCAUCGAGAACGUGGCCGAGCUGUUCGCGUGCUUCGGCGAGAUCGCGCUGGUGCGCAUCCUGCGCCCGGGCAACCCGGUGCCGGCCGACGUGCGCAGCUUCGUGGCCAAGCGGCCCGAGAUGGCCGGCACGGUGAGCGCGCUCGUCGAGUACGUCAACACGGAGGCGGCGCAGCGCGCGGCCAAGGGCCGGCACGACUGGCCGGGCAAC